This is a messenger RNA of Thecamonas trahens ATCC 50062, 3835 nucleotides long. RefSeq lists its product as uncharacterized. Gene Ontology annotation, biological process: regulation of DNA-templated transcription. Gene Ontology annotation, molecular function: protein binding; metal ion binding; NAD+ binding. NCBI's taxonomy places the organism in Eukaryota, Apusomonadida, Apusomonadidae. The coding region runs from base 1 to 3759 and encodes 1252 amino acids. The transcript is spliced from 4 exons. The record is from RefSeq and is a predicted model, not a curated record.
AUGGCCGACACUGUGGAUCUCAAUGAGAUCACCGAGUACUUUGACGACGAAGAGGUGCUAGCGGACAAGUGCCGCGAGCUGGCUGGCCUGAUUGCGCAAGCGCGCAAGGGUUACUUUUUCACGGGCGCGGGCCUCUCGACGUCUGCGGGCAUCUCCGACUACCGUGGGCCAAACGGGGUGUGGACGCGGAGGGCGCAGGGGCGAUCCGCCCCGCGCGGGGUGAGAAUCACACAGGCGACGCCGACGUACGCGCACAUGGCGGUGGCGGCGCUUGUGGAGACAGGGGAGAUGCGCGGAGUGGUGAGCCAGAACGUCGACGGCCUGCACCGGCGAUCGGGGGUGGCGCGGGCGGACAUCGCCGAGCUGCAUGGCAACUGCUACCUUGAGGUGUGCUGGAAGUGCGAGAUGGAGCACCUACGGACGUUUGACGUCUCCGAGCGAAUCAAUGGGUCUGGGCGGUGCAAGGAGUGCGCCAAGCGGGUACCACACUUUUGCCACUGCACCUCGCGCAAGUGCGGUCGCCGCGGGUGUGGGGCGGUGCUCAAGGACUCGAUCAUCCACUUUGGUGAGAAUCUGCCCGAGGGAGAUCUGGAAAAAGCAUUUGCGUGGGGCCGCAAGGCGGAUCUGUGUGUGGUGCUCGGCUCGUCGCUGCGGGUGACGCCGGCGGCGGACGUGCCAGCCGAGACGGCGGGGCGCGGCGGAGAUCUGGUCAUUGUUAACCUGCAAAAGACACCGCUUGACGACGAGGCUUCGCUCAUCAUCCGCGGGCGCAUCGAUGAUGUGAUGACGCGAGUGAUGGCGGAGCUUGGGCGGAGCGACGAGGUGCUCCCGUUCUACGAGUCGCCGGCGGCCGUUGCCGAGGCGGCGCGGAUGGGUGUGCCCCCGCCGCCGGCCGCAGUGGCGAGGAUGGAUGGCGCCGCAGCCGCGCCAAGCUGUCCCGACACGCUUUUUGUUGGCAACACGGCGAGGGCGAGCAAGAAGAGCCGCAACACCAAGUGGACUGUGUACGUCCGCCCGGCAGUGGCUGACGCGCCCGAUGGCACCGCCGUCGACGACAUCAUCGAGACCGUAGAGUUUGGUCUUCAUUCUACCUUUUCCCCAUCGCAGAUUGAGGUGAGCCAAGCGCCGUACGAGAUCACCCGCGUGGGGUGGGGCACCUUUGACGUGAAGAUCCGAGUCCGCUUCCGCCCCGAGACCGGGCGAGCGCCGCUCGCGCUGGUCCAUCCGCUCUCGUUCUCUGCCGGUGGAUCGCAGGCUGAUCUUGUCCACCGCAUUGCGUUCAAGUGCGCGGCCGGCGAGGUGGCGCGGCUGUCGGCGACGUGUCGCAGGCUCCACCGCAUGCUGCUCGGCUCGGCCUACGGCCGCGACAAGACGCGGGUGCUCAAGGGGUUGGCCUGGUGCGUGGACGGCGGCUUCGAGCGGGCGGCACGGAUGGCGCUGGCCGAGCCGGGCGCAGAUCCGGGUGGAGACGACAACGAUGCUCUGCGGACAGCGGCGAUGCAGGGCCAUGCCGGCAUUGUCCGCGCUCUGCUCGCCCAUCCGGCAGUCGACGCCACCGUCUUCUUCAACGAGCCGCUCAUGUCGGCCUGCACAUACGACCACGCCGACGUCGUCCGCGCCCUGAUGGACAUGUCCGAGGUCGAUGUCACUGCACAGGAGAACCUAGCCAUUCGCUCGGCCUGUGCUCACGGCUCGAUCGACGUUGCUCGCCUCCUCCUCGCCUGUCCAGAGGUUGAUCCCGCCGCCUGUGGCGCAGAGGCUCUCGAGUGGGCCAUUCGUGGCGGCCACCUCGAGUUGGUGGCCGAGCUGGUGGCUGAUCCGCGCAUUGACGCUGCCGCUGAUGGUUCAGCCGCGCUAAGCGUGGCAGCAAGCGUCGGUGAGUGCGGCAUCGUCACGCUCCUCCUCGAGUGCCCGGGCGUGGAUCCCAGCGCCAACAACUCGCAGGCGCUGCAGAAUGCAUGCGCGGGCGGACACACUCAUGUGGUGGCGGCACUGCUGGAGGACGGGCGGAGUGAAGCUCAUGCGGAUCGGAAUGCGGCACUGCGUCGCGCCGCCGGUCUCGGCCAUGGCCGCGUCGUGGAGAUGCUGCUGACAGUUGAAGGCGUGGACGCGAGCGACAAGCACAACGACGCUUUGCGGACGGCGGCGUCCGAGGGCCACGCCGAGGUGGUGGCGCUGCUCAUGGCCUGUCCGAGCGUCGACGCCUCUGACUGCUGGAACGAGGCGAUCCGACUCGCCGCCUCUGCCGGACACGCCGACGUGGUGGCUCACCUCAUCUUGGACCCGCGGGUCAAGCCGGGCACCAACAACAACUACGCGCUGCGAACUGCGAUAGCCCUCGGUCAUGCUGACGUUGUGGCUCUCCUCCUCGCUCAUCCCGCGGUCAACGUCGACGCGGUGGGCAGCAAGAUGCUCCUGAUCGCGGCUCAAAACGGCCACGCCGCCGUGGCCCGCAUCCUCGCCGCCGACCCACGAUGUGCACGAUCAGAAGCCGAGCUCGUCUCUACUGCGAGCCUUGCGCGCAACUGUGGUCACGAUGACGUCGCUGAGGCCGGGACCGAGAGCGGGAGCGGGAGCGGGAGCGGGAGCGGGAGCGGGAGCGGGAGCGGGAGCGGUAGCGGGAGUGGGAUGGCGAGCUCGGACGAGUGCUGGAGCUGGAGCGAGAGCGAAAGGCCGGCGGUGCUGUGCGUGGCAGGGUAUCUGGCGGUGCGUGGGCGGAAGCGAGUGGGCCGGUGGCGACGGCGGUUCCUGGCGCUGGAGGACACGACGCUGACGGUGUACAAGAAGGAGGGCAAGAAGGCGCUGGCGACUCUGAGUUUUACCUCUGAUGCCCGCGAGACAUACAUCGAGGACUUGGCGUGUGCGACGCCUCCGGCAUCGCCGGCCAAGGCCGCCAAGGCCGCCGCCAAGGCCGCGCGCGCCGCCGCCAAGGGCAAGGCCAAGCCGUUCCGUGUCUCCAUCGGCGGCGUGCUGCUGCGGCUGCGAGCGCACACGCUCGAUGCCAAGACGGCGUGGAUGGACAUGCUCUCGGCAGCUAUCGAGAUGGCUGUUGAGCGCGGUGUGCCGUCGCGAACAAACGGCGGUGUGGCCGGGCCGGGCCCAUCUGGCGCGGGGCUUGCAGCCCUGCUCGACGGCGACGACGACGACGACGACGACUUGAUGGACGAUGACGAGGUCACGGUCAUGGACUCAGACUCAGACUCAGACUCGGGCAUGCAUGGCUCGCGCAAGUGGCGGCGUUCGGUGCGCCCGGGCGGGGUGCUGCGCCGGCUGCGACAGAGCUCGCAGACCUCGGAGUCGCUGAAGCGGGCCGAGGAACGCAACGCCGAGCUAGAGGCGCGAGUCGCCGAGCUCGAGUCGACCAACUCGGCCUUGACGAGCAAGCUCGCCGCAGCCGAGGAAGACCGCGAACUGCUCGCUGACGAGCUGCGGUCCCGUAGCGCCGAGCAUGAGCGGCUAGCGAGUGUCUUCUCGGCUCGCAUCGAGGAGCUCAUUGCCGAGCUCUCGGAUCGGGACGACGAGUUGGCUCGGCUCAAGGCUGCCGUUGUGCCGCCAGUGUGGAUCAAGAACAAGAACCGGAGUGGGUGCGCCGAGUGCAUGCUUCCCUUUACCGUCACCCGGCGACGCCAUCACUGCCGGCUCUGCGGCGAGAUCUUCUGCGCCAAGUGCUCGGCGCACAAGGUCCCGCUCCUCCGUGGCAAGAACAAGAGCGUCCGCGCCUGCAACCGAUGCGCGCUCCUCGCCAACACCUACUCGUGAGCGAUCGAGCCUGCCUCCGCCGACACUGUCAUGAUUGCAGCCCAGCAUGAACCAAUGAAGCAGGAAACAACCAAGA